Messenger RNA from Telopea speciosissima, 1137 nucleotides. RefSeq names its product UDP-glycosyltransferase 73C3-like. The coding region runs from base 39 to 959 and encodes 306 amino acids. The record is from RefSeq and is a predicted model, not a curated record. The transcript is spliced from 3 exons. NCBI's taxonomy places the organism in Eukaryota, Viridiplantae, Streptophyta, Magnoliopsida, Proteales, Proteaceae. Gene Ontology annotation, molecular function: UDP-glycosyltransferase activity.
UUUGAAACUCUCAUUUCUCUUCCAGAAUUUCAACUCCCAUGGCUUCUUCCAUUGAUAACCAUGAGCUUCACUUCAUUCUGAUUCCUCUAAUGGCUCAAGGCCACAUGAUUCCAAUGACAGACAUAGCCAGAUUGGUAGCCCAACAAGGCGUCACCAUCACCAUCGUCACUACUCCAGUCAACGCUUUCCGAUUCCAAUCGAUCAUCGAUCGAGCUGCCGAAUCCGGCCUUCGAAUCCGACUUCUCAAACUUCGUUUCCCAUCUAUAGAAUUCGGAUUACCAGAUGGGUGUGAGAAUCUCGACAAUCUCCCCUCACGAGAACUGAUCAAAAACUUCUUCAACGCUGCAAGCAUGCUUCAACCAGCAUUAGAGCAAUCUCUUCAAGAAAUGGAACCAUACCCGAGCUGCUUAAUCUCCGAUAUGGGUCUUCCAUGGACUUCUCAUACGGCUCUUAAGUUUGGAAUUCCAAGGUUUUUCUUCAAUGGCAUGCCUCAUCGAAUCGAGCUAACAAAGGCUCAGUUAUCGGGAAGUGUUCGUGACGAUGAACCCUCUUUCACAGAAAUCAGAAAACAAGUUAGAGAAGCUGAGCGAACAGCGGAUGGUGUGUUGAUCAAUAGUUUCUACGAAUUGGAAACUAGUUAUGUGGAUGAGUACCAGAAGCUUAUGGGGAAGAAAGCUUGGUGUGUUGGCCCUGUUUCGCUAUACAACAAGGAAGCCUCAGAUAAGGCUGAGAGAGGUAAUAAAGCAGCCAUUGAUGAGGAUCAAUGCUUGGAAUGGUUGGAUUCGAGAGAAGCAGAGUCAGUCGUUUACGUUUGUUUUGGAAGCCUAUGUCCCUUGGCUCCUUCACAAUUGAAUGAGAUUGGGUUGGCUUUGGAGAGAUCGAAUCGCCCAUUCAUAUGGGUGAUCAGACAAGGCAACAAUAAUAAACCAUCAGAAGAGUUGGAGAGAUGGUUAUCGUAAGAAAGAUUUGAAGAGAAGACCAAAGGAAGAGGACUCUUGAUUCGAGGCUAGGCGCCACAAGUGUUGAUCUUGUCGCAUAGGGUGGUGGGAGUGUUCAUAACACAUUGUGGGUGGAAUUCGACUCUGGAAGGGGUGAGCGCAGGUGUGCCUAUGAUAACAUGGCCAAUGUUUGGAGAUC